Messenger RNA from Porites lobata, 821 nucleotides. The record is from the annotation of a GenBank genome assembly. Lineage: Eukaryota; Metazoa; Cnidaria; Anthozoa; Scleractinia; Poritidae.
UCUGGUCUCUGGUGCAAAUUGGAUGAGCCCAACGAACAUAUUGAAAAGUUUUUUCUUCAAGAUGUUAGUUUUGUGGUACACGAAAACAGCCUCACUGUGAUGACCGCUCAAGUUGGCAGUGGAAAAUCAACUCUUUGGGCUGCAAUAGCUGGUGAAGUGAUUGAAACAAUUCAAGUGGUAAUUAUAUAAUAUAGUCUGUCCAGGGACUAUAGCUUAUGUACCUCAGUCGCCUUGGGUUUUCUCAGGGACAAUCAGAAAAAACGUUUUAUUAUUCGAUGCAAACUUUUCUUCCUUUUCAUUGGCCGAAAGCCCACCACGUGACCUGCAAAUAACUGCCUAGAAAUACUGGUCUGCUCAUGCGCAAUGUUGUCCAACUGUGUUUGGGUGCAAAUAAUAUUCUGCUCAUGCGUAAACGAAACCACGCGUGAUCGUUCUCAAGUGAAAAAGGCAGAUCGCUUCGUUUCCAGAAGAUAUUCAUUAAAAACAAACUUGGUGAUCGAAUGAUAAAACAAUUAUUGAACUCGGUUAUCGCAAAAUAUCGUGAUUUGCUAGUGUCUCGCACAUCAAUUAUUUGGAUCUGCUCGCCAUGCACUGACAAAUCACGAUAUUUUGCUCAACCUCGUCUUGAUCUGCUCGCCAUGCACUGACAGAUCACGAUAUUUUGCUCAACCUCGUCCAAUAAUUGUUAAUUGUUUGGUGAAACAUAUCAAGGAGAAAAAUUCACCAAAGUCUUGGAGGCUUGUGCAAUGCUUGAGAACAUAAAGAGAUUCCCCAGAGGGGAUCUUACGUUUGUUGGAGAACGCGGUACCGUUUUAAGUGGG